This is a messenger RNA of Acanthisitta chloris (rifleman), 1698 nucleotides long. RefSeq names its product actin-like 6A (gene ACTL6A). The record is from RefSeq and is a predicted model, not a curated record. Lineage: Eukaryota; Metazoa; Chordata; Aves; Passeriformes; Acanthisittidae. The annotation marks the transcript as partial. Gene Ontology annotation, molecular function: chromatin binding. The transcript has 13 exons. Gene Ontology annotation, cellular component: NuA4 histone acetyltransferase complex; SWI/SNF complex. Gene Ontology annotation, biological process: nervous system development; regulation of transcription by RNA polymerase II.
AUGAAGUUGGGGCUCUUGUGUUUGACAUUGGCUCGUACACUGUGAGAGCAGGCUAUGCAGGGGAGGACUGCCCAAAGGUUGAUUUCCCAACAGCCAUUGGUGUGGUGCUAGAAAGGGACAAUGGCAGCACUCUGAUGGAGAUAGAUGGGGACAAAGGCAAACAAGGGGGCCCAACUUACUACAUAGACACCAAUGCCCUGAGAGUCCCAAGGGAGAACAUGGAGGCCAUUUCACCUCUAAAAAAUGGAAUGAUUGAAGACUGGGAUAGUUUCCAGGCAAUUCUGGAUCACACUUACAAGAUGCAUAUUAAAUCUGAAGCAAGUUUGCAUCCUGUCCUCAUGUCUGAAGCUCCUUGGAAUACGAGAGCGAAGCGUGAAAAGCUGACGGAGUUGAUGUUUGAACACUACAACAUCCCUGCGUUUUUCCUGUGCAAAACUGCAGUCCUGACAGCUUUUGCUAAUGGGAGAUCCACAGGUCUCAUUUUGGAUAGUGGAGCAACACACACCACUGCUAUUCCCGUGCAUGAUGGAUAUGUGCUUCAGCAAGGCAUUGUAAAAUCCCCACUGGCAGGAGACUUCAUUACUAUGCAGUGCCGGGAAUUGUUUCAGGAAAUGAACAUAGAGAUCAUCCCUCCAUAUAUGAUUGCUUCAAAGGAGGCAGUGCGUGAGGGGUCACCAGCAAACUGGAAGAGAAAAGAGAAGCUACCUCAGGUCACUCGGUCUUGGCACAACUACAUGUGUAACUGUGUCAUUCAGGACUUCCAAGCUUCUGUCCUCCAAGUAUCAGAUUCAACCUAUGAUGAACAGGUGGCAGCACAGAUGCCAACAGUUCAUUAUGAGUUCCCCAACGGCUACAACUGUGACUUCGGUGCUGAGCGUCUGAAAAUCCCAGAGGGAUUGUUUGACCCUUCUAAUGUAAAGGGUUUGUCUGGUAACACGAUGUUGGGUGUGAGCCAUGUUGUCACCACGAGCGUCGGAAUGUGCGAUAUAGACAUCAGGCCGGGCCUCUAUGGCAGUGUGAUUGUAGCAGGAGGAAACACUCUGAUCCAGAGUUUCACAGACAGAUUGAACAGAGAGCUGUCUCAGAAAACUCCACCGAGCAUGCGCCUGAAGUUGAUAGCGAACAACACAACGGUGGAGAGGAGGUUCAGCUCAUGGAUUGGUGGUUCAAUUUUGGCUUCUUUGGGUACUUUUCAACAGAUGUGGAUUUCUAAACAAGAAUAUGAAGAAGGAGGGAAACAGUGUGUAGAAAGAAAAUGUCCUUAGACCUCUUACUGUGAAAACUGCUGCCUGCUUGGUGCUCCCUCUGUUUUAUAGCUUUAGCAUACUCAGGAAUGGGAUGGACUCUCUUUUGUAGAAAGUUUAUACUGGGUUUUUUGCAUAAUUCGAGUUGCAUUUUAACAGACCUUAGAGAUUUUGAGAGACCUAAUUGGUACUAUCAUAGAAAAAGGAUGUUUACAUCCAUGUAAAGCAAUAAUUCAUGUAACAAGCAUUUUAUAAUUUUGUAUAAAUGUCUAUUUUCUCUAGUAUCUUUUCCUGGGAACAGCUUUACAGGUUAGCUGAUAGAUAGAGGCAUAACCUUGCAAAUUUAUUAUGUCUAGUUUUACAUACUACUAGUCUUCCUUGCUGGUACUUUGGCCUUAAAUUGCUCUUAUUUCUCUCUUUAAAAAUAAAAUUUGAUCUUUUAUAUUUGAGCAAC